This is a messenger RNA of Clupea harengus (Atlantic herring), 3314 nucleotides long. RefSeq names its product KIAA0586 ortholog. The transcript has 19 exons. The coding region runs from base 209 to 3151 and encodes 980 amino acids. Lineage: Eukaryota; Metazoa; Chordata; Actinopteri; Clupeiformes; Clupeidae. Gene Ontology annotation, cellular component: centriole; ciliary basal body. Gene Ontology annotation, biological process: smoothened signaling pathway. The record is from RefSeq and is a predicted model, not a curated record.
ACAAUGAGUUACCAACCAGUAAGAGUUUAGCAAGCGGUGUUGUCAGCAACUGUUGCUGUGUUUUCAGAGUUAACUUGCAACACAACCAUGCUCUAUCAUUUUUUUUCUUUACCUCUGAAACAUUCGAAGAGUAGAUAGUUUAAUUUUGAUGGAAUGCUUGCUGGCGUAUCAUGCUGUUGGGAAUAACCAGAAUGCGUGAGAUGCGAAGAUGACACAGAGAAAACUAAACUUUGACGAUUCAAUUUCAAGUUCCGAUGCUGGAGACAUUUUAAUUCGUUCAACCAGAGUUGGUCUUCAAGAGGAAAACGGGCGCAUUUCAAGAACAGCACAACAGAACAGACCAAUGUCAAAUUUGGCAAACCAGCAGAUUAAGAUCUCUGUGAGGAAACUUGAUAGCUUCUUGCAGUCCUCUUCAAAUGACGAAACAUCAAACUCUGGAUCCCGUGGGCAGCCGUUGGUGUCUGCAGACCUCCGAGCAAAUAAGAAGCCUGCCUCUUCGACAGAGAUCAGAAUGCCAACAGUGAGAAAAGAAUCUCAAAUGCCAAGGAAUGAGAGCCCAGAAGUGCGUGCGCAUGGUAGCCAGGCAGGGGGCAGAGGACACAAAGCUGCAACACCUGAUGUACUGAUAUCUAAGUAUGCUGUUGGUGGCAAGGAGGCAAUUCGAGCAGCCAUGCAGCAGAGGUUUCAGAAUGCUCCAGUGAGGCGGCAGAUGAAAGUGAAGCUGCUGGAUCAGAGUGCAUCUCAGGCCCCACUGAUCCCAGAGCAGCAGCUCGGUCAGCAGCCUUUUAGAGUGGCGCCCCAGCCCAGCCAGCCGCCUGUCACAGGAGACCAGCAUGCUGCCACCACUGCUGCAGCCUUCACCGCUGCUGCUAUUGCUGCCACUGCUCCCAUCAUGAAGGCUCAGAGUGACAUGGAGGCGCUGAUGUCGCAGGUGGCGACCGAGCUGCGACGGCUGCAGGAGGCAGGCAGCCGGGCGCAGGAAGGGCGAGCCAUUGAGCGCGUGACCCAGCUGGAGGAGCAGCUCAACACCCUCACGCAGCAGAGGCUGCAGCAUAUGGAGCUCAUCCAGAACCAACAGCUGCAGCUGCAGAACCAUCUUCUGGGUUCCGCUCUGGAUGCGGUCACAGCCAGGGCCCCGGCUCCGGCACAGCCUCCCCAGCCUGCUAGUGCUCCCCCUGUGAUGGUAAAUCCACACCUAACAAAAAGCAACCCCAGUGUGGAGAAGUUAACCUCUGACAAAGCCUCUAUAGCCCCUUGCAGUCAAUUGGGGGAUCAAAGAGGCAGAAGCAGGAGCCCCUUGGAGACUCCAGCCCCCCGUAAGCUUAUUCCCAAACCCAUCCGUUGGAACAGUGGAGUUCAGACCCCCAAGCAACACACGCCAAAAGCAUCAAAGCAGUCACGUCCAGAAAAAGGAAAUGGCAGACUUCUGGAAGCCAUCCUUAACAACGAGCGAUCUCCUGGGAGGAGCAAACGGUCUGUUGGGGGAAAGCAGGUUGCCAUGGCAACAGCAGAGCACCAAACAGAGAAAAACAGGGAAGACCAGGCUCGACAUGAAGUCAACAGGACCUCCCCCGGCAGAUCUCCGGCGGAACCAGGGGAGCUCUCAGGAAGGAGGCCCCUGGACGUGCAGCCAAGGCUGGGCGGAACGGCUGAGCCGCCAGGGUCCCCGUCUGGAGCCGAGGCCGCGGAGGGUUCCAGCUCCGUCGCGAGGAAGGCGAACGAGAUGCUGCAGGACCUGGGCCGACUGAAGGCCGAGAUGCAGACCCUGCUGCAGGCGCGUGAUGCGUUUCCUGUGGCGAGCAGCAGGAGCACCCUCCACUCGGCGCCGGCACCCGCUACCGCCGCCCCUCCCCCGCCCGCCGCUGCCGUCUCCAUGCGGCCUCAGGGGGCUUCGGCUUUGUUCAUGCCCACAACCGUGCCUCUCAGCCGGCCCGGUCUACUGCAGAACAACCCUCCCCCGCCCUCCAUGUUCGAGGAUGCCGGCCGGGUGCUGAGGGAGGUACGCCAUAGCCGGAAGGUUCUGGAAGAGAACCUGGAGGCCAUCCUGCGGGCCCGUGAUGCAGAGGCCCUGCACUGGCAGCUGGAGGCUCUGGCCAACAACAGAGGUGCCAAUGAGGAGGUGCGCGUCAGGAGGACUGUAGACGCUUGGAUUAGCACCUUAAAUAAAGACAUCCAGGGCGAGCUGGCGAGAGAGACUGCAGAGAGGGAGCGCAGCAGAGACGCCACCCAGCAGGCGGGCGGGGAAGGCAAGGCCACAGCCGGCUCCUCUGACCCCCGGGCCAGGGGCCGGAGAGCCCCCCAGACAGCAGCCAGCAGGAGGCCCCUCCACAGAGACACCAGGGGCCACACCAGGGGCCAGGAGAACAGGCAGCCGCCUAGCAAACAGGCCCUCGCAGGCUCCCCUGCACACACAACCCAGCAGCAGCAAAAGCCUCCAACAAUUGCGGAGGAGGUGGAUGUGGAUGUGAGACUGGACGGAAGGGAUGAUGAAGACUACCUGUCCAAGCUCUACGGCAAGGCGCUGUACGAGGGCCAGCGGCGGACUCUGAAGAAAGGCCCGUACCUGCGCUUCAGCUCCCCGUCGCCGCGCUCCAAAGCCCCACGGCCCAAAGUCAUCGAGAGUGUCAGAGGUGUGAAGAUGAAGUCCUCUAAGACCCAGACCAGCCUGGCGCCUGACCCAGCCACGGUGGCCUCGGAGCCCCGGUUCCUCUUCACCCCCACUGGGCCUGCAGAGCAACAGGACCCAGCCUCCCCUAUGCAGGGCUACCUCAUUCCCAUGGCCAUCCCCCUGGGCCAGCCCAGGGUGGACGGUCACGCUCCCCGGCCCUCCCGUGUCAUCAUUAGCGACAGACCUGUCACCGUGACAACCUCGUACACUCCCACCGCGGCCCCCAGGGCGGCGGCGGCCCCGGCACCUCGUAAACCCAACGUGGUUCUGCUGGAGGUGCGGUCCGAUCAGGGAAGGAGACCACCGCCCCAGCUCCGAGUGCAGGUCCAGCCCAGCGUCAACAUCGACAGCGCCUCCAGCCCCAGCUCUGCUGCCUCUCCCUCUCCCUCUCCCUCUCCCUCUCCCUCUCCCCUCCUGGCUCCUUCCUCGCCGCCUCCCCCCCUCCUGCCCGACACACAGGUAAGUGUCAUGGUGAAAACUUGAAAGACCAACAGGCUCCAAUUUAAUUGGGGGACUGUCCGUGUUGUAUUGUCCGAAUGCAAAUCGGCCCCCACAGACAGAGGCAGCAUUUCCAUAAUGAGGCAAAUAUCAUGCGGCAAGUGACCCAGCCCUCCAAAUGCGAUCAAUCUGGCAGUCAUUAUUCAGA